Molecule: messenger RNA, 3030 nt
Organism: Saccostrea echinata
Lineage: Eukaryota; Metazoa; Mollusca; Bivalvia; Ostreida; Ostreidae
Exons: 4
Coding region: 1-3030 (1009 amino acids)
Molecular function (GO): protein binding
Source: RefSeq, a predicted model, not a curated record
AUGAAUGAGGAAAACCACUGCUACUUGCCGCCUAUUCCGCAGCGACAACCUCGCCCUGUAACACGGAAAAGGAGAGGACCUCCUAAUGCUGAAAAGUUGCCUGUGCCAUCUAAAAAUGACAAAGAGCAAAGUCCCCACUACAGAUCACCAAGAAGAGAACACGACAUCAAGGAUUCCACACAUCUGGUAUCACAGGCGCGGAACGAGUCGCCGCUACAAGUUCUAUCCCGGACAGAAAGAGAUAAAACUCGACCUCGAAAAAUGAAUAACACAGCAAACGACAAAUCACCCCCUAGAAAAGAGAAACCAUUGAUCAAAAGAAAUUCGCCUUCAAGAAGAGGCGGAUCUCACCAUUCACCCAGAAGGAGUGGUGGUCCUGAUGACAACCAAAAAGCAGUUGCUUCCGUUCGGUUACCUAGAAUUCAAACAGGGAAACCAAAAAUCAGGAAAAUGAGGAGUAGUACAAACCAAAGGAGAAAAUUUCUGAACGAUCUGAAACCCAGACUGGAAAUUUUAGAAGAGGAAACGCGUGCCAUGCUUGAGGCGAAAAGCAAUUGUCUACAAAACCUGAUUGAAAUUAGGGCUUACACAAAUGCAAGAGACAUUUUAAAGAGAGAAAAGAUCCUCGUGAUCAAGUCAAAACCAGGAGAAGGUAGCUCUUCCAUUGCAACAAAGCUGUUACAAGAAUUUACACAGACAGACGACCGCCACCCAAAGAUUCCACUUCAAGUUACAGAGGCUGGUGACUUUGACGAAGCUCUUGGUAGGAAAAAUACAGUUAUUUUUAUUGAUGACUUGUUUAAAUUGGGAACAGCGUCUCUUGAAAACAAGAAAGAGUGGGUUAUAAAACUUCAGCGUCUUAUGACUGCCGUGCAGGUUAAAGAUAGAAAUAGCUACGUCAUCAUUACAAUGCGUGAAGACGCUUGCGAACAUUUGCAGACAGCUUUUCGAGACCAAAAAUCCUUCCAAGCUGCAGUGAUAAACAUAAGCGAAGAGAACAACAGUCUUAAUUUCGAGGAGAAGAAAGCAUUACUAAAUCAAUAUGUGGCACCAUUUGCAACCUUAACAGAUUCACAAUCUGAGGAGCUUAUCAAUGCCUCCCUUGCGUUUGGUUUUCCAAAGUGCUGCGAUAUUUUUCACACCAAUUUCAACCUUCAUGUAAUUCCAUUGGAAUUUUUCAGUGAUCCCCAAAUCUUUAUCCAAGAUGAGUUGGAGGUAAUACUCAAAGAGGAUCCCCCAAGACUGGCACCUCUGGCUCUUGUUCUCCUGGGUGGAGGGGCUCUCUCAGAAAACCAACUCCAUGUCAUCGCCAUCAAGAGAAAUUGUCGUCUGUGGACCAUACUCGAAAAAUAUUACGAGGAUCUUACAAGAGAACCAAAGCAAGUAAAGACCAUAGCGCAUGCAGCAAGAGGAACUUAUCUACAUUUCGAUCGGAAUACAAAUCUAUUCACGUUUCCUCAUCCAUCAAUACAAAAAGCCAUGGCAUGUGUAUUGGGCAGAGUAAACUUGAAACCUGUAAUAAAACAUUGCGACCUGUCAGUUCUUCCAAAUAUUCGCACUAAAAGUGACUUGUGCAAAUCAAAAGACACAAUUCUUUUGGAGACUUCAUGCUACAAGCCUCUCUGUGAAAUGAUCAUCAAAACAAUGUUAAAGAGACAGACGGGGCAUUUUGAAGCUUUGUCCAGAAUGCGUGUCUGGGAAGAGGAAAACUUUGCAUCAUCCUUUGCACAUUUUCUCAAGCAGAAGAACAGGGAAGAGGCGUUUUCUAUACAGGAUGCUUCAAGUAGGUGGCUUAUUGAACAUGCACUGCAAAAUGAUAAAUACAAAGCGGUUGAAAAUAUGAUAUCGGUCGCUGUAAAGACUGAACAGAGCAAAUACUUGUUAGACAAAUCCUGUGUAAACAACUCACAUCAGCUAGCAGUGAGACUUCUAAAUUACAACGUCCGCCCCGAUAUCGAGACAAUUCAGUAUGGUAUAAAAGGCAGAAAUGUACCAAUUCUCCGUGCCAUACUUAAUCGUACAGAGAAAAACAUCGAUCCAUUUGCGCGAACAAAAAGUAAACUAAUGGACGAAUUCUCUUCUGACGUCACUAUUGCAGAUGAGGCAUGUUUGUCCGGUGACGCAGAAAUUGUACGUGUCAUAACCGAGUAUUUUCCCGACCUCGUGAAUUCAAGAAAGGAAAAUAGCUUCCUUGUUUUGAUUAAAGCUGCGAUCGCAGGUGAGAGUUGCGAAAUUGUGAAUAAAAUAGUGGAAAUGGGCGUUGAUGAGCGGAUUGCCCGUCAACACGGACGUAAGAAGAACGUUGUCUUUUCAAUUGCAUGCAAGAAUGGAGAGACAGAAGUUGCUAAAUAUUUCGGUAAAGAUGACAUUUCUCUUUUUUCUUCAAAAGAUAAAAAUAGUUACACACCGUUGCAUUCAGCUGCCAUUGGUGGAACAAGAGAACUCGCCGUUUAUCUUAUUCAAGGUGGAGUCGAUCCGUUUGCGGUGACGGUGAAGCAAGCUACUGCUCUCCAUCUGUCUUGUGCUAGCGGAAACCUCGACGUUGUGUCCUUCCUUGUAGAUGAGUAUCCAGCUCUUGUUGAAAUGGAAGAUAGUAAAGAAGCCACCCCAGUACAUUAUGCCACUAGAGGAGGAUCUAUUGAAAUUUUGACUCUUCUCAUAGAACGGCAAGCACAUAUUUCCAAAGUCACCAAGAAAGGGGAAUCUAUAUUUCAUGUCUCUUGUCGCUGGGGAUACAUAGAAAUCGCCAAACUGAUUGUCGAGAAGUGUCCCGAGUUGUUGUUUGUUACAACCAAAGAUGGAAGGACAGCACUCCAUUUUGCCUGCGCCACAGAUGACCUUGAUCUUGUCAAGUUUCUUGUUGAAGACCUUCAUCUUAGCCCUCUACAAACAACCUGUGAUGGAAAAACCUCCCUUCAGCUCGCCACUGGAUAUCAAGUCAAGGAAUACCUUCAGGGAUUCUGUCAGGGGGAGAAAUCGUCUUUCAAUCCAGAAAUUAAUACAAGCUUGUUUCAGACAUCACUAGUGUGA